This is a messenger RNA of Asterias rubens (European starfish), 1971 nucleotides long. Its product is annotated as spermatogenesis-associated serine-rich protein 1-like. The transcript is spliced from 7 exons. The coding region runs from base 218 to 1006 and encodes 262 amino acids. Lineage: Eukaryota; Metazoa; Echinodermata; Asteroidea; Forcipulatida; Asteriidae. The record is from RefSeq and is a predicted model, not a curated record.
ACUCACGCGCCCUCAACGACAACAUUCAUUGUUUACGUCCGUCCGUCGUCGAGAGUCGCGUGUGUAUAUGUGGGCCGGGAUCUGUGUCGUUCUCUUGACUGAGUAAAUCUGUAAAUCUGUGAUCCUUUCUACUCUACAAAAGAAUUCUUCCUGACCAAUAAAAUCUCUAUAAAAACUGUAUAAAUAAAGCUUAGCUUAAUAAGUUGAAGUAAAUAAUAUGUCACUUCAUGUCAUCACGGAGAUCGGCGUUCCAGGACGAAUUGAGCGUGAGAGGCGUCACUUUGCAGAGAAGCGUGGUUAUGAUAAAGCUACAGUAAGAGGUCGUCAGUUUAUACCUCAUGGAGAAGGAUCUCAACCAACAUGGAAUCCUCAUCCACAUUGCCUUCAAGUUAAAUAUUCAAAUAAGGGUCUAGAUUGGUCAUCUCGUGUUCGGUACAUCCCUGCCCCAACUGAUCCCGAGCCAAGGGAAGACUUUAAACUUCCAUCUUUAAGAUGCUAUCCAGGUGCUCUUUUCCAGACUCAGACUGAGUGGUCCUUUUACCCUGAAGGCUUCCACAUCGGCAAACGAUGCCAGUUUCCUCCUGAUGCACUACCUCAAGAUAAAAAUCAUCCAGCAAGUACGACGUCAUCAAAGGAAAUCACUCACUCCAUUAUGCUGGGAAAAAAUAGAAAAUUGCCAUCCACAUUUGAAAGGAGAGGUUAUAUCCCUGCCGCUGCAUCAGGAGAUAAGUCUUAUCAAGCUGUAGAAUAUUCUCCUCAAUUCCACAACUUUGGCUCCACAAGACCUAUUGUUAACUUUGGCGGUGAUGUACGGAAAAAACAUGACACGUUUGUCCCUCUUCAAGACUUGCCAAGUUAUCCAAGUGAGUGUUUCUCCAUCAAGGAAAGAAGACGAAAGUAUCGCGAGGAACUUAAUUCUGUACGACAGUUAGAUGUAUGGGAACCAGCUAUUCCACUUGGUGCCCCAUUUGGAAGUGAAGAAAGCAGAAAAUAUAUCACCGUGUAGGGAGUGAUUUUGAGAUCAGAUGUUUGGACACUCGGCAGUUAUUUAUUUGUAUUUGUAAAUGGGACGAUCUGCAAGACUGGAUGAGAGUUUGUUCUUUUUGAAACUUGUAGAAGAAUAUUGGGAGAAGAUAUUACCACCAUCUUUGUCAUGUUCCCUAUGUUAAGCAAUAUCACUAUAAUCAUGGAUUAUUGGAAUGCAAUGGGACCAGUCUACAUUGUCAAUUCAGAGAAAGUUUGAGUGCACUCCAGGGUUAACUAAAGGUUGACUAUUUUUAAUCGAACCAGGGCUGGUCGACCAUUGGUUGACCACUAUGGUUGUCCAUUUGGAACCAGCCUCAGGACUAUGAUUUCUUCUGUGCUCGGAUAGCCUGUUCCAUGCUUUCAUGUGUAAAGCGCAGAAGGGAACGGCAGAAGGCAAUGGAAUGCUCUAUACCAUGGUACCAAUGGUUGACUAGGCUUCCAAAUGAGUCGUUAUGAGUAUGUCACUGCGCAAGUACGUUGCUAGACGAUCACGGGUCGACUAAAUGUGUGCACUCAAACGUGCUCUCAGCCUGACGUUGAUUACAUUUUGUUUGAUGGAAGGAAAAAGAUGAUUUACAGCGGAUACUAGGAUAAUAAUAAUAACUAGAGCUAAAUUGCAUUUGUGCACAAAUGCAGAGCUGUUUCGUCAAUAAAAAUUUCAAAUUUCUCAACUGAGUUUUAAAUUUGUUGGGUAUUCAAAGCAACUUGCCCAAUGUGGCAUAAAUAAAAAAAUUAUUUGUAUUAUAUCAUGUUCAGAUAGCAAUUUAUGUGUUAAAGGUGCAAAAAUUUAAAAAUCAUAAAAAAAUCAUGUGAUGACGUCAUCAUGACGUCAUUUGACAUUUCAUAAGAACUUGACAAUAUCCAACAACCUAUCAAGUUUCAACAUGAUCGCAUAAUUACUUGGGAAGUUAUAUUAGUUCAAAAAGUGCACCUUUAAGGACGCGU